Molecule: messenger RNA, 1677 nt
Organism: Fonsecaea nubica
Lineage: Eukaryota; Fungi; Ascomycota; Eurotiomycetes; Chaetothyriales; Herpotrichiellaceae
Exons: 4
Coding region: 1-1677 (558 amino acids)
Cellular component (GO): mitochondrion
Molecular function (GO): oxidoreductase activity; molybdenum ion binding
Source: RefSeq, a predicted model, not a curated record
AUGGAGAUACGCAACCGACCUGAUGAAUGGAAAAUCGAACAGGGCUUGUCUGGAGCUAAGCUGCCGUUUCUGGAUCAGACGGGCCCUGAACCAGUGUUUAUCCAGCCCAGAGCAUGGCCGGAGUUGACCAAGGACCAAGCAGCCAUCGAUGCCGUAGGUAACCGUGAUGAGCUGUUUACUCGCGAACUCGAAGGAUGGAAAGGAUACGUGGAAUGGGAGAAAUACCCAGAGAAGAAGGAAAAGGCGCACAAGAUCCUGACCUCCCAGGUGUUUCCACCAAACCCGGAGUUUCAAAUGGGACUUAUUCCAGACACGAACCCCGUGCUCCCAGGCACACACUGGAAAAUGUGGCACCACGCCGUCGGUGGUGAGCUUACUGAUGUCCCUGAAGACUCUUGGAAGACUGUUCUUCGCGAAAAGCAUCCUGAAAUGCUUCAUCUUCUGCAGUUCCCGUACAAUGGAGAACCUCCAAAGAGGCUGGUGACGGAUAAAGCGGUGACGCCGAAUUCGCUUCACUUUGUGCGAAACCACGGCGGCAUUCCACUUAUCGACAAAGACAAGUGGAGGCUGGAUUUGGACGGGUUAGUCAAGAAUCUGCGAACGUUCACCUUUGACGACAUUACGGAUGAGUCGAAAUUUCCUCGCAUCGAAAAGUUUGUCACGAUGCAGUGCUCGGGGACCCGACGGAUUGAGCAAAUCUCCCUCUAUGCAGGCCAGGGAGAUGAGGUCCCUCAGGCUCCAUGGGCCGAGGGGGCCAUAGGCACAGCGAAAUAUCUCGGGAUCAACCUGAAGGAUGUCAUUGAAGCCUGUGGGGGCCUCGUCAAACCAGCCAAACAUCUCGAGCUCUACGGUGCCGAGACCUACUUCAAGGACAACGAAGUGAUGAACUACGUGGUGAGCGUCCCAUGGUCCAAAGUCAAAUACGACGAAGUUCUCCUCUGCUGGGAGAUGAAUGGGGAGCCACUCCCAGCCAUUCACGGCUAUCCGGUGAGAAUCAUGGUGCUGGGGUAUAUUGGUGCUCGAAGCGUGAAAUGGGUGUACAGGAUCAAGGCUAUUGAGAAUCCUUCCCUCGCACCAGUCCAAAGCAAAGAGUAUCUCUAUUUCAACCAGCAGACGGGCAAGCACAACCAACAACCAACGGACGGCAUUCAAAUCCAGGAAAUGCCCGUGAGCUCGGCCAUCAUGUCUCCGUGGACCAAGCAAGUGGUGAUUCACAAUGGCAAGAUUCAUUGCAAAGGCUGGGCGUAUUCAGGCGGUGGGAGAUGGCCAGAGCGUGUCGAACUGUCGGCCGAUGGAGGUUUCAGCUGGUAUGCCGUGCCCAACGCCAACCUCUCCAAGAAGGGCAAAUGGACGUGGAGGACGUGGUCGAUUGAUCUCCCCUGCGACGUGGAAGGCUGGAUCGAAAUUGUCUGUCGAUGCUGGGACAGCUCGUUGAAUACGCAACCCCUGACGGUCCGCGCGGCAUGGAAUUGGGGACUCCACGUCACGCAUUCAGCACACCGGAUCAGCGUCUACAGUAUCAACAAGACCCGAGCGCGCACGGCAGAGAAGCUGAAGCAGUUUGAGGCUACCGGCUCGCCUUUGGCGCCUCUCACCUGGCCCGAGGAAUUCCCCACGCAGAGCUGGGAUGACUACAAGAAAUUCUGGGAGGAGAACGAGCCUCGGGACGUGGAUUGA